AUGUUAAAUUCUUCAUUUAAUUUUUUUGAAGAGAAUGAUAUAGGCAAAUUGAGAAAAUAUGUAUCUUUAUAAUAUAUAAUAACAAGUUUAUCACAAAAGAAAAUGAAUGGAAAAAAGAUAAGGCAGUUUUAGAGUAAAAAACAUAAUUACUUGAACUCUAAUUGGAAGACUAUAAAUUGAGGGAAACAAACCAGAGAAAACUAAAUGAUACUAUUAGUUAAGCCAUUAAUGAUUCAACAGCCAAUUAGAAAGUAUUUGGUUGUUUUUACAGUUUAGAAAUCAAUUGCUGAAUUAUAAAAGAAUAUUGAUAUUUAACAGAAAGACCAUAAUAAAACAAAGUUUAAGGAGUAAAUCAAAUAGUUAGAACUUUAAGUAAUGCUCCUGUUAAAUUUAAGGUUAGAUCAUUAUAAGAAUAACUAUUAGAAAAGGAAUCCUAAAUAAAAGAGUUCGAAUUAUAAUACUAAAAGCAAUACUUACUUUAUGAUCAUAGAAUUUCUUAGCUUGAACAAGAAAAACUAAUUAAUAGUCAAGAAAACUAAAGAUUAAAAGAAAAUUUAACCAAAUAAGAAGAUAUUUAUAAAUAUAAAGAAUAAUAAUAAAAAUAGUUAUUUGAACAAGAACUAUAAAAAAUAAAAGAUUUAAACAUUCAAGAUUAAAAGUCUAAGUAAUAGGAAUAUGAAUCCAAAAUUGUAUAAUUAUCUACCUUACAUGAAAAGGAAAAGGAGCAAUUCUAAUUAAGAAUUAGUAAAUGCUAGAAUACAAUUACAAAAUAUCAGUAACAUAUUGAAUAAAAUAUCGAUAUCAUAAAUUUGAAAAAAUAAUAUGAAGAUUAAAUUAAAUUAUUAAACAAUACCAAUAAUGAAAUUUAAGCUUAAUUUUCAUAUGAAAAAUAGACUUUAUUAAAAUAAAUUGAAGAAUUAAAAAAAUUAAAUAGAGAUGUAAAUUUAAAAGAGAGUAUGAAUUAUCAUGAGAGUACAUCUAAAAAGAGAAGCAUUGAUGCUAUUAAAAUAAAGAGUUCUCUUUAAUCAUAUGAUAGUCCUGUUUAAUGUAAAAGUUUUCAUAUUGCAUGUCCUGAAAGUAAAGCUUAAAUUUUCAAUAAUUACUUAAAAAAUUCAUAAACUUAAUCUAUUAUUUUAGCUUAAAAAUAAUAAAUUUAAUAACAAUUUUAAUAAAAUAAUCAAUCACUUGAUAAAUCAUAAAAUAUAAAUGAUGGAAUGCCUAUUUGUAUAGAUUAAUAUAAUUUAAUGAAAGAUAAAAAAUAAAAAUCAUAAUCAACUUUAUCAAUUCCUACAAGUAAUAAUUAUAAUCUUAAUUCCUAUUUAUAAGAAUAAAGCAUAUUUUAAUAAAAUUAGGAAUCAUUUCAAUUAGAUUCUAAAAGUAAUCUGAAGGAUGAAACAUAUAAACCUAAAAUCAUAAAAUAAUUGAAUCCUAAUAUCUCAAAUAGACAAAUUUAAUAUGAUUACAAUAGAUCAAUAAAACAUGAAUUAUAAAAACAUAAAGAAUUAAAUAAUUAAAGAUCUAUGUCUUAAGAAGGAGUUAAGUAGUAAAAAUCAAAUCUAAGUAAAAUAUUAGGUUAAACUGAAAUAAGUUAUUAAUAAAGUACUUCUACUUAAUAGAUAACAAAUAAUACAUCACUAAAUAGUUUUAAAGUCCCUGCUUUUACUCAGAAUUAAUUAUAAGUAUUAAAAAACAGUUCAUAAUACUUAUAUCCUUGUACAACAUUAAGGAUGAAAGAAAGCCACAUAAAAAAGUUUAGAAAUAAUAACAACCAUAGUACUCAUGAAGAGACCAAAUAAAAUAAAGAGAACUAUUAGCCAAUUAAAAAUAAUUCAAAAAGUGACAUCAAAGUUAUAAUAGGAAGAUUAUUGUAAAAUAAAGGAAAAUAAAGUGAAAAUCUUGAAAAUACAGGAUAUAUCUUUAAAAAUAAUAGGAUUUGA
Molecule: messenger RNA, 1937 nt
Organism: Paramecium pentaurelia
Lineage: Eukaryota; Ciliophora; Oligohymenophorea; Peniculida; Parameciidae
Source: the annotation of a GenBank genome assembly